This is a messenger RNA of Hydatigera taeniaeformis, 1392 nucleotides long. NCBI's taxonomy places the organism in Eukaryota, Metazoa, Platyhelminthes, Cestoda, Cyclophyllidea, Taeniidae. The record is from the annotation of a GenBank genome assembly.
CGUCUAGAUGACCGUGGGAACAUGGUAGUCAACUGUGACGGUGUGCUCAUUCAGAACAAUGCCUUUUGGCCUCUCACCUCUGACCUUAGCAAUAUCCUAUCCCACAAGGUGGUUGCUGAUGUUCUAGUUGAGGAUGGAAAGUUCUUGGCGCUCUGGACUGACAUUCUCAAAUUCAUGCAGUUUAUGAACUGCUUCUCUAUGAAGGAAGGCAGUCACAUUGAAUAUGAAACUAUGGCCUGUUAUCACGGGCUGACUAUGGAGAUUGAAGUCAGCAUCAGCAUUAUGUGGUACAUAUGGGAUCACUAUCGAAGUCCUCCUGAAAAAGAGCAUUGCCUCAUGUACACCCGGGCUUGCAUCUCAGCAUUGGCCCAUCAGCUGACCUAUCUUGGGCGAUUGGUGGCCAGUUCGACCCAGUGGGCACACCCUAUUCGGGGCCCCCUUAGUCUCCACUUGCCUCUCAGUCGGCAUGCUGCCUGUUUCCUCUGUCUUGCCGUGUUCACACAUCGCGCGAGUGUAAGGGAACUCAUGGCCCCCUUCCUAACACCCAAUCCAAAUGUUCUACGUCGUCUCAUGGAGGAAUUGGCUAAUGUGUUGCUCGGCUGCCACGAGGUUCUCAUUGGCUACUGGAUUCGAAACGGUCAGCCCGUUCGUCAGUCCGUCCUGCAUUAUAUGCAGAGCCAGAUGUGCUAUUCCAUGGUGGAUUUGGACAUCUUUCUCUUUCAAGUUUGCGCAGCAUUGAUGCAUCCAGUAUACAUCCUCAAUACUCUGGUCGACCAGUCUCGUCUGUUGCAGAACUUUUGCUUCCAUCGGGAGUUGAUGGCACUCACUAGACCCUCUCUUAUGAGCAUCACUGUGGAUCGUCAGCCAAUGGCCGUUGAGGCCUGGCUCACCAAUCUCUGUUGGAUUUUGGAUCUUCGUAAUAACCUUGGUCUUUCAGAAACGGGUCUCAUCGAAAAGGAGUUGGUCUGCUUCCUAGCUCCUGAAUCACGAAAACGUAGUGAUCUCUCGUACCUCCUGCCUGAUCGCUGUCUUCCACAAAACACGGACAUCAUUGAUGAGUGUCUUCAAAAGGUUGCAACGUACGUGGCACCCUCCUGUGAUAAUAUGUCAGGCUCACUACUUAGUGGACAUUAUUCCCUGAAACCGGAGUUAUGGCAUGAGAAGUUUGAUCCCGUCUUCUACACCCUUCGCAUGACAAGCAAGCGGGAGCAGGCUUCUGCUUUGGAGAAGUACCGGCUACACUGCCGUCAAAUGGGUAGUGCUCAAAACACUUCAGCGUUUUGGCCUCCCUACCGUUUGCCCAUGGAUCUGGCGCCGGAUUUCGCUGAUCUGGAAAACGUCUUGCAUAUUUGGUAUAUUCUUCCUUUUCCAAUGCACAAGUAUUUGUUUUGA